Messenger RNA from Emys orbicularis (European pond turtle), 2916 nucleotides. It is a transcript of the gene EXOC2, whose product is annotated as exocyst complex component 2. The record is from RefSeq and is a predicted model, not a curated record. Gene Ontology annotation, biological process: exocytosis; Golgi to plasma membrane transport. Gene Ontology annotation, cellular component: exocyst. The transcript is spliced from 28 exons. NCBI's taxonomy places the organism in Eukaryota, Metazoa, Chordata, Testudines, Emydidae. Bases 129 to 2903 code for a protein of 924 amino acids.
CACUGCGGCGGGCUGGCCGUGCGAGAGGCGGAGGCGCUGCCGGGAGGGAAGCUGCCCAGCGCUGGUUACAAACCCCGCGGCGGCCGAUUGCUGAGUAACUGGAUUUCCAAUCACAGAAGGAAAAUAUCAUGUCUCGAUCACGCCAGCCCCCUCUUGUAACUGGUAUCUCUCCCAAUGAAGGGAUUUCAUGGACAAAAGUCACAAUUAGAGGAGAAAACUUGGGAACUGGGCCAACAGACCUCAUAGGUUUAACAAUCUGUGGACACAACUGUCUGCUGACUGCUGAAUGGAUGUCUGCCAGUAAAAUAGUGUGUCGAGUGGGACAAGCUAAAAAUGAUAAGGGGGACAUUAUUGUCACUACAAAAUCAGGUGGCAGAGGAACUUCGACUGUUUCCUUCAAACUCCUGAAACCUGAGAAAAUAGGUAUCUUGGAUCAGUCUGCUGUCUGGGUUGAUGAAAUGAACUAUUAUGACACGCGCACUGACAGGAACAAAGGGAUUCCCCCCUUGUCUCUACGUCCAGCUAAUCCGCUUGGUAUUGAGAUAGACAAAGGCAGAUUUCCCCAGAAGGAUUUGGAGGCACUGUUUCCUGGGAUGAGUGCCGAUUUCACUAGUGAAAACUUCUCCGCUGCAUGGUAUUUGAUAGAAAACCAUUCAACAACAAGUUUUGAUCAGCUCAAAAUGGCAGUCAUGAAUCUGAAGAAGCAGGCAAACAAGAAAAAUGAGGGGAGUCUAGCAUAUGUGAAAGGAGGUCUCAGCACUUUUUUUGAAGCACAAGAUGCCCUGUCAGCAAUCCAUCAAAAACUGGAAGCGGAUGGAACGGAAAAAGUAGAAGGAUCCAUGACGCAAAAACUGGAGAAUGUACUGAACAGGGCAAGUAACACUGCAGAUACCUUAUUCCAAGAAGUGUUGGGUCGCAAAGACAAGGCAGAUUCAACAAGAAAUGCACUCAAUGUCCUUCAGCGUUUUAAGUUUCUUUUUAACCUUCCUCUUAAUAUUGAAAGGAAUAUCCAAAAGGGUGAUUACGAUGUGGUCAUUAAUGACUAUGAAAAAGCCAAGUCACUGUUUGGGAAGACCGAGGUUCAAGUGUUCAAAAAAUAUUAUGCUGAAAUUGAAACUCGAAUUGAAGCCUUAAGAGAACUUCUUCUGAAUAAAUUGCUUGAGACUCCAUCAACAUUACAUGAUCAAAAACGUUAUAUAAGAUAUCUUUCUGAUCUCCAUGCUUCUGGGGACCCUGCGUGGCAGUGUAUUGGUGCCCAGCACAAAUGGAUUCUUCAACUCAUGCACAACUGCAAAGACAGCUACGUUAAAGAUCAAAAAGGCAAUUCGUUGCUACAUAGCCCCAUGCUAGACCUGGACAGUGAUGUGCGUCCGUCUCCACUUGGUCAUCUCAGUCAGACUGCUUCGCUGAAAAGGGGCAGCAGCUUUCAGUCGGGUCGUGAUGACACUUGGCGUUGUAAAGCUCCUCAACAAGUUGCAUUUGUUGAAAAGUUGACAAAACUUGUUGUAAUUCAGCUCCCCAACUUCUGGAAGCUCUGGAUUUCUUAUGUGAAUGGAAGCCUUUUCAGUGAGACUGCUGAAAAAUCUGGUCAAAUGGAAAGAUCAAAGAAGAAUGCUAGGCAAAGACAAAAUGAUUUCAAGAAAAUGAUUCAGGAGGUGAUGCAGUCCCUGGCAAAACUCAUCCGUGGAGCUUUGCUUCCAUUCAGCCUCAGAGAAGGAGAGUUGAGACAGUAUGGUGGCUGGGAGAUGAAAUCUGAACUCUCUGGACAGUGGCUAACACAUGUCAUCCAGACUGUAAGGCUUAGUUAUGAGUCCCUUACUGCACUUGAAAUACCAAAUGAUAUGCUUCAUAUCAUCCAGGAUCUUAUUUUGGAUCUUCGAGUACGUUGUAUAAUGGUCACCUUACAACACACAGCUGAAGAUGUGAAGAGGUUAGCUGAAAAGGAAGACUGGGUGGUUGAUAAUGAAGGUUUAACAUCUCUGCCAUCCCAGUUUGAACAAUGCAUUGUGCAUUCCUUGCAGUCACUCAAGAGUGUUCUGGACUGCAAACCUGGAGAAGCCAGUGUUUUCCAGCAACAAAAAACACAGGAGGAUGUGUGCCAGCUAAGCAUUGGUAUCAUGCAGGUUUUUAUAGAUUGUCUGGAACAACUGAGCACUAAGCCUGAUGGUGAUGCAGAUACCACACAUCUUUCAGUUGACGUUUCAUCUCCUGAUUUAUUUGGAAGCAUUCAUGAAGACUCUAGUUUAUCUUCCGAGCAAAGGCUUUUAAUUGUACUCAGUAAUUGCUGCUACCUGGAACGUCAUACUUUCAUAAAUAUAGCUGAACACUUUGAGAAACAUAGCUUCCAAGGAGUUGAAAAGAUAACUCAAAUUAGUAUGGAAUCCUUAAAGGAGUUGGAUCAAAGACUGUUUGAAAUUUACAUUGAAUUGAAGGCAGAUCCUAUAGUUGGCUCAUUAGAACCUGGCAUUUAUGCAGGAUAUUUUGAUUGGAAAGAUUGUCUCAUUCCAACAGGUGUCAGAAACUAUUUGAAAGAAGCAUUAGUGAAUAUCAUCGCUGUGCAUGCAGAGGUAUUCACCAUCUCUAAGGAAUUAGUGCCUCGAGUACUGUCAAGGAUUGUGGAAUCUGUUGCUGAAGAACUAAGUCGACUGAUGCAGUGUGUGUCAUCGUUCAGUAAAAAUGGAGCUUUACAGGCAAGGCUUGAAAUCUGUGCAUUGAGAGAUGCUGUGGCCGUAUACCUAACACCAGAAAGCAACUCAAGUUUUAAGCAAGCUUUGGAAGCCCUGCCACAACUCUUAAGUGGAGCAGACAAAAAGUUAUUAGAAGAGCUACUAAACAAAUUUAAAAGUAGUAUGCACCUGCAGCUCACCUGCUUUCAAGCUUCUUCAGCAAUGAUGAAAACAUAGACGACAGCAAAAU